Molecule: messenger RNA, 2624 nt
Organism: Ictalurus furcatus (blue catfish)
Lineage: Eukaryota; Metazoa; Chordata; Actinopteri; Siluriformes; Ictaluridae
Gene: ralbp1
Product: ralA binding protein 1
Exons: 10
Coding region: 168-2186 (672 amino acids)
Biological process (GO): small GTPase-mediated signal transduction; positive regulation of GTPase activity; endocytosis
Cellular component (GO): membrane
Molecular function (GO): GTPase activator activity; small GTPase binding
Source: RefSeq, a predicted model, not a curated record
CGCAAACUGCGCAAACUCGCGUCACAGUUGGCACGUAAACACAGCAACAGGAAGCAGCUCGGUUGAAAUGAUUCCUAGCAGAUAGUAUGGAGAGGUGAGGUGUCAUCAGAGUGUAACCGAUAGCAGGGCAGCGUGCCGUGAUCAGCCAAUAGGAAAGCGGCAGUGCAAUGACUGAGUGCUUCCUGCCACCCAAUAACAGCCCUGCAGAGCAGCGGCGAGGUACGGAGCAUCAGAGUGGUGUGCCUCGGACCCCCAGCUCAGAGGAAAUCAGCCCGACUAAAUUCCCAGGGUUGUACCGCACGGGUGAACCGUCACCGCCGCAUGACGGACACCACCAUGAGCCCCCCGACGCAGCCUCUGAUGACGAUAAGGAGCACAGCAAGAAGAAGAACAAGUUCAAGAAAAAGGAGAAACGCACUGAGGGCUACGCUGCCUUCCAGGAGGACAGCUCAGCUGACGAGGCCGAGAGCCCGUCCAAGAUGAAGCGUUCCAAAGGCAUCCACGUGUUCAAGAAGCCCAGCUUCUCCAAGAAGAAGGAGAAGGACUUUAAAGUGAAGGAAAAAGGCCCCAAAGAGGAGAAGGCCAAGGACAAGAAGUCCAAGGACUUGACAGCGGCCGACGUGGUCAAGCAAUGGAAGGAGAAGAAGAAGAAGAAAAAGCCCAGCACCGCAGAACCGGAGCCUGUCGCUGUGGAGACACCAGCCACAGUCAGACCCAUUUUCGGUGCGCCGUUAGCUGAAGCAGUGAGGAGGACGGCACUGUACGACGGAAUCCAGCUGCCUGCCAUUUUCCGCGAGUGCAUUGAUUACAUCGAGAGCUACGGCAUGAAGUGCGAAGGCAUCUACCGUGUCUCUGGAAUGAAGUCGAAGGUGGAUGAGCUGAAGGCGGCGUACGACCGGGAGGAGUGCCCGUGCUUGGAGGAGUACGAGCCACACACUGUGGCCAGCCUAAUGAAGCAGUACCUGCGCGAGCUGCCCGACAACCUCCUGGGCCGAGAUCUGGCAUCGCGAUUUGAGGAUGCAUGCGGCCGCUCAAGCGAGGCAGAAAAACUGCACGAGUUCCAGCGGCUGCUCACCGAGGUUCCUGAAGGAAGCAGGCUCCUCUUGUCAUGGCUCAUCACUCACAUGGACCACGUGAUCGCCCGGGAGGCAGACACCAAGAUGAACAUCCAGAACAUCUCCAUUGUGCUCAAUCCCACUGUGCAGAUAGGGAACCGAGUGCUCUAUGUCUUCUUCACCCACGUGCGUGAGCUUUUCGGGGACGUGGUCCUGAAACCGGUGGUGCAUCCUCUGCGCUGGUCCAACGUAGCUACCAUGCCAACUUUACCCGACACCCAGGAGAGCAUUAAGGAGGAGAUCCGGAGACAGGAGUUCCUGCUGAACCGCCUGCACCGAGACUUGCAGGCUGGGAUAAAGGACCUGUCUAAAGAGGAGCGCCUGUGGGAGGUACAGCGUAUCCUCACCGCUCUCAAACGCAAACUGCGUGAGGCCAAGAGACAGGAGUGUGAGAGUAAGAUAGCACAAGAGAUCGCCAGCCUGUCUAAAGAAGAUGUGUCCAAAGAGGAGAUGUCUGAGAAUGAAGAGGAGGUCCUUAACAUCCUCCUGGCUCAGGAGAACGAGAUCCUGACCGAGCAGGAGGAGCUGAUCGCUUUGGAGCAGGUCCUGCGCAGGCAGAUCGCCACGGAGAAGGAGGAGAUCGAACGACUGCGUGCUGAGAUUGCUGACAUACAGAGCCGGCAGCAGGGCCGAAGUGAGACAGAAGAGUACUCCUCAGACAGCGAGAGUGAGAGCGAGGACGAGGAGGAGCUGCAGAUUAUUCUGGAAGAUCUACAGAAGCAGAAUGAGGAGCUGGAGAACAAGAACACUCAUCUGAACCAGGCCAUCCACGAGGAGCAAGAGGCCAUUUUGGAGCUCCGUGUUCAGCUCCGCCUCCUUCAGAGCCAAAAGCUGCAGCAGGAGCACACAGCUCCUCCCACAGUGGAGCAGGCCCCACCCACACAGCCCAGCCCAGAGGAGCGAUCCAGAGCCGAUGAGACGAUCAAACGCAACGUCCCCGUAGCCAUGGCAACCCCAGGCGAUGCAAACGUCGCUGCUUCAACAGCUACAGCCAAUGGGAAGCCGGGAAAGGAAGUUUUAAAAGCUUCACCUAGUAAAACAUACACUGUUAAUCAAAAUCCACCAAUGUAGAUCAAAUACAUGAUUGGCAUCUGUUGUAUUGUGGCCAGUGAGGUGGUGAUUUAAAGCUCAGCGCAUGCAAUCGCUCACAGGUUUGAACACUCCGGACCACAGUUAGGAAGAUGUGGUAAAAAGAUGAAAAAAUGGGUGAAGGUGAAGGGAUUAAACCACAGUGGGUGUGGAAGAGGUGUCAUUACUUAUUUUUUUUUUUUUUUUUUUUUUUUUUUUUAAGUGGUGUCGUAAACUAAAUUAAAAUAUAUCUCAAUUAAAUGAUAUCUACAAUCAAAAAGAGCUUUGGUUAGGAUUUCAUUUUCAAACCCAGGCAAUACUGAUUCCCAGGAAAAUACUGAUUUCUGUUAUUCUUUAAAUAAUUUUGGGAAAGUAUUAAUAUUAAUGAGCUACAUGCUAGAAAAUGGUUCAAAUUUAUUUCAUAAAGGGGAUGAAAAAUUA